AGGCGAGGAAAAAGUCGAGCUGAGCGUUGCGUGGUCCAGCUUGGCGAGCUGCAUCUCUAUCGAGCCCCCCAGACCCAAUUUCUCUGACCUUUGGGGUGCCAAAAUUUUCGAGGGCUUUUUGUUGUCGUCGGUCGUAUCGAUCGUAGGACGUGUAGAAAUAGCUGAAGAUUCACUUGCGACUAGAACAAAGGUCCAGUUUUUUGGGUUUUUUUUUUUUUUUUUUUUUUUUUGGAACUUGACAACGAUAACAAACUGGACUACUCUUGUGAAACGGGAAUGAUUUAUCCUCCCGAAGGUUUAUUCUACAUCGAGAUGGAUCCAGCACCGCCAGCUCUCCCUCCGAGGUCAACAAAGCCAGUGUCUUCCACCAUGAACAAUAACUGCCUUUCCACACAGUCCGACUCGCUACAGGAUGCUGAAUGGUACUGGGGAGACGUCACCAGGGAUGAGGUGAACGAGAAGCUGCGCGACACACCUGACGGCUCCUUCCUGGUGCGCGACGCAUCCACCAAGCUGCAGGGAGACUUCACGCUGACGUUAAGGAAAGAUGGCCUUAAUAAACUGAUCAAGAUUUACCACCGCGACGGCAAGUACGGCUUCUCCGACCCGCUCACGUUCACGUCGGUGGUGGAGCUUAUCUGGCACUAUCAGCGUCAUCCACUGGUGGAGUACAACACCACGCUGGACCUGAUGCUCACGCAUCCCGUGUCUCGAUUCCAACAAGUAAAGGAGAACAGUGUCGAUGUCGCCGGAAGAAAGCUCAAAGAGGUCCAUUGUCAGUAUCAAGAGAAAUCGAAGGAGUUUGAUCGUCUCUAUGAAGCCUUCACUAAAACGUCACAGGAGAUCCAAAUGAAGCAAACUGCGAUCGAAGCCUUCAACGAAACGAUGAUGAUCUUCGAGGAGCAGUGCCGUGAGCAGGAGCGCUACGGGGAAGAAUUCGAGAGGAACAAUCAAUCCGACGGAGCCGAAAAAGAUCUAGAAAGCUUCCUGAUAAACUACGAGAAGCUGAAGUGCCGCCUAAGCGAUAUCUAUGACAGCAAAAUCCAUCUGGAGGAAGACUUGCGGAGCCAGGUCGAGGACUACCGAGAGACGGACCGGAAGAUGAACAGUCUGCGGCCGGACCUAAUCCAGCUGCGCAACAUCAGAGAUCAGUACCUCAACUGGCUCAAUCACAAAGGCGUACGGCAGAAACGCAUAAACGACUGGCUCGGGAUACUCAAAGACAGCCUUGACGAUACGUACGUGUUGAAAGGUGACGAGAAGAAUUUACCGCAUCAGGAUGAGACGAGUUGGUUCGUGGGUGAACUGAGCAGGACCCAGGCCGAAGAGACUCUUCAGGGGAAGGCUCCCGGGACGUUCCUAAUCCGCGAGAGCAGCAAGCAAGGCUGCUACGCCUGCUCCGUUGUAGUCAACGAAGAAGUGAAGCACUGCAUGAUCUACAGCACGCCGCACGGUUACGGCUUCGCUGAGCCCUACGACGUCCACUGCUCACUGAAAGACCUUGUCCUUCACUACCGCCUGCACUCUUUAGUGCAACACAACGACGCCCUGGAUGUCAGGCUGUCGCAUCCCGUACACGCCAAAGCGCCCGCCAUGCCGUCGCAACACGCGGAGGAGCACAAACUCUUACAGACUCCCAAACAGACAGUGAGGCUCCCGCCGGCCGCCCCGGAGAUGUAAAGCAACUGAGAUUAUACAAAGGACGCGUUUACUGUAUCCUGCGAGAAUGACUGCAUCGAGGUGCAUUGUUCAAAUGUUGCACUAACGUGAUUCCAUCGGUUUUUGUGAACGCCAUUUCACAGAUUGACGUGGGACCGGAACUUGAAUGUCAGCUUCUAUUAUUUGGGUUUUCAACAGACUGUUAAAUGUUUCCGAAAAAGAAAUUGUACUUCAUAUAUUGAUGUUUCGUUGUUUUGGACGUUAUUUUGGUGGAGAUGUUGACAAGUGCUAAAUUGUUCCCAGACGGCGGACGACCCGUUUUGGUUUGACGUCUGCGAUCGGAGUUGCCGGAGAUUUUUUUUUUUUUUUUUUGCCUAAAACUGAAUCUGAUCAAUAUGUUACAUCCUGGUAAAUAUAUUAGCGAUGAUUACUACUACUACUUAGUGCGUCGGUGCAGAGAAAAUGGUGCUGUACACAGGCUGUUUGUGUCAUCUUGGUUUGGUGGACAAAACCUUUUUCUGGGUAAAUACCACUUGUGAAUUUGUGAAAAAUUGUGGUGCAUCUUGACAAUUUGCCCCCCCCCGUUCAUAGUUAUGUAGCAUUAACAUCCUGUAGGAAACUAUUAUUUAAAAAAAAAAAAAAAAACAUACUCAAUGUUAUACCCAUUGACCAAAGCACUUGAUAGAGAGCAAAAUGACAUCCCCUGUUUUGCCCGUUCCACGCAAUUGGGCAAGCUAAUGGCAAUUUAUCUACACCUGCUGAUGAAAACAUAAUCCGAAGUACUGUAUGUUAUAUUCUGUUACUCAAAGUAUAAGCUUUUUGUAUUCUCUAUUUUUUUCUACAAACAUGCCACAAGAUGAGAGCUUGAAGAAAGUGCAAUCCAACAGUAUUUCUAUUGUUGCAAUGUGUGAAGGUUACGCCGUGGUGAAUGGUUGACGCGCACCACAAAAAGAAAAUGCACUCUUUGGUGGUGUCGGUAAGAUAUGGCGUCCGAUUUGAACGGCGGGGUGUCCGGAAGUAUCCUGCCUCCAUUACUUGAAUUGUGGCAUUGCUCCAGCUAUGAAUGUCUUACAUGACACGCAGCCUCCGUGAGUAACAGCGCAAGGAAUCCGUCUUUAAGCGGGCACAAAUUCCGCCAAGUUUGGGAACAACAGAAACUAAAAUGUAUUUCUGAGGUUCCUACUCUGGAUGAGGUCUAUUUGGCCUCAUAUAGUAAAAAAACAACCUCCAAAUGAUGGCGGAAAUGAGUGAAGCUGAGCAAUGUGAGAUCCUGACCUUUUUCUUGCUGAAAGACAAUAAACUGAUGAGGGUUUUGUCAUUUUA
Syngnathoides biaculeatus (alligator pipefish) is the source of this 2982-nucleotide messenger RNA. Its product is annotated as phosphatidylinositol 3-kinase regulatory subunit gamma-like. The coding region runs from base 277 to 1680 and encodes 467 amino acids. Lineage: Eukaryota; Metazoa; Chordata; Actinopteri; Syngnathiformes; Syngnathidae. Gene Ontology annotation, biological process: insulin receptor signaling pathway; phosphatidylinositol phosphate biosynthetic process. The transcript has 10 exons. Gene Ontology annotation, cellular component: phosphatidylinositol 3-kinase complex. The record is from RefSeq and is a predicted model, not a curated record. Gene Ontology annotation, molecular function: 1-phosphatidylinositol-3-kinase regulator activity.